CGGGACUGACCAACAGUUCUUCGCGCCACACCGCAGUAUUCAUUGCGCGAUCAACAAUAACACUAUAGUGAUAUUACAGUGCAUGGUGUGAUCAAAAUUUGAUUUUCCCAACGAAAUUUUCAACAGAAAAAUGAAGACGCAUUGGAGAGUGAUAACACUUUUUAUGUGUGCUGUAAGCGCGCAUGCUACUGAGCCUCAAGAAACAGCCGCUGAAGAGCCCCCAGAGGGCUAUUACGCCUUCGUGGAGUCUCCCAAUGCGGAGCCCCCACGCGUGCGGCCUCCACCCUACACCCACGCCCCCGUGGACUGCCGGGAGGACGACACCAAGAGCCCCCAUGCCUCCUCUUUCAAUUUAUGCGGGGACUUAAACAAGGGCACAAUCCCCAGGAAUCCAAUGGGGCAGAAUGUUUUGGGGUCGCCUUAUCCUUUCGAACUGAUAAGAAACAUGACCUUGAAAUAUUUGAGUCGGACAUUACCGAUUCUGAAGGCGGAUGAAACUUUGCCGAAAGUUGCGCAGCUCCAAGAUGACCUUAUUUCCCAAAAUACCAUAACACCGUUCCAAAAUAGCAACGACAGGGUCAAAAGGGACGCGAAAUUGGAUCAGAAACAAGAAACAAAGGAAAAGUCUGCCAACUCCACUUCGCAAGACAACAAAGACCGUAAAGGUCGUAAAUUUUGCGACCAAGGCGGCAUUUUUUGCAUGUUGUACAAAGCGAUCAAUGGGGAAUCGUAUUCUUCGCCAACCGUGGUCCAAUCGUCGCAUCUUCCGGUUGAAAGAAGGGAUGAAGUGGUACAACCCCGCUAUGAGGGACCUCCUACCCCAUGUCCCGCCAAAGUCGAAUAUGCUACUCCAGUUUUCGCGAAGAAUUAUCAAGGAGUGUGGAGAUACGUCGUCCAAAUCCCUUACGAAGGCUAUUUUACCCAAACUGUUGAAGUUACAAGGUGUCUCCAAUCGCGCUGCCAUUACUUGGACGGUGGUUGCUUGUCUUCGCCGCGAUGGUCAAGCCUUCUGGUUGCCGAGAUUUACUACCCCGACACUGUUUUGAGCAACAGUGACACCGCGAACCCCCCGCGAAGCCCAGUGGCGGCAUCGCAGCCUCCCUCAGUGCAAGACUUUCAGAACUAUCAGCAGUAUUUGCACAAGAGGGCCGGGCUCCAGGCCGCCCCAGUGGACUCCUCGACCACAUCCCGACCCAAUCAUUGCGACGGAGUAGACGCCCUUGGUUGUUUCCAAGUGCGACUCUACUACGACUGGUUCUUAAUCCCCGGCUCUUGCAAGUGUUGGAGACCCGAUUAUUUUAAUAAAUACGUCAGGAGGAAAUCCACCACUGAACUAUAAUUUUUCAAGACUGUAUAUUAGAUGAUUGAAAAGGGGGAUUUUUAUUUCAAAAAGUGUAGUCUAGUCUUCGAUUUUUGGGGGAGAAGGGUUAAAACCGGCCGAUACCGUUUGAUUUAAAAUCCCCUUUUUGUGAUAUUUCUCCCGAUUUAGGCGACGAGGGAGCGGAAAAAGCAACUUAAUAUAUUUUUAUUUAUUUGUUACGACUAUUCCACCGUUUCACAGGCUUAAGACUUGCACAUAAUUUAUGAAUAGGCGAUAAGAAAUGUUAUGAAAUAGAGUAAUUUGAUAAAAAAUUAAAUUACUGUGUUUCAAAAGGGUUAGGUAAUGGACGUGCAAAAUUUUUGACAUUGUAUAAUAAUUGUGUAAAAAUUUUCUAGAAAUAUA
Tribolium castaneum (red flour beetle) is the source of this 1723-nucleotide messenger RNA. It is a transcript of the gene spz6, whose product is annotated as spatzle 6. Gene Ontology annotation, cellular component: extracellular region. The coding region runs from base 131 to 1339 and encodes 402 amino acids. The transcript is spliced from 6 exons. Gene Ontology annotation, molecular function: Toll binding; growth factor activity. The record is from RefSeq and is marked provisional. Lineage: Eukaryota; Metazoa; Arthropoda; Insecta; Coleoptera; Tenebrionidae. Gene Ontology annotation, biological process: central nervous system formation; innate immune response.